AUGGGGACCCUGAGGGCGCUCGACCGCUCGCAGCGCUCUCACCUGGGCGCCUUCGCCUCCGCUGGCGGCCUGGAGGUGCUUGCGAGCUGGAUCCGCCGUCAUCCCGUUUGCCGCUACGCCUGUCUCGCCGUGCUCCAGGGCAUCCCGGUCACCACCCGCAGUCCCCAUUCGGCGUCGCUCGCAGAGACCGUCGCAGAGGUGCUGCGUAGCGACGCGGACGAAAGGAACCGCGAGAAGGCCCAGGAGAUCAUGGAGUCCUGGAGCAGUCAGGCCAUGCUCGAGGAGGACGUGGCCGAGGACGCCCGCCUGGGCUCCCCCGCUGCCACGGCCGAGAGCUGGCGCGCGCGGAUGCCGCGCUCCCCCUCGGCGCCGCUUGCGUCCAUCGCCGCGGCGUCUCUGGCGCCGGGCGCCGCGGUCGAGUCGCUGUUCCGGUGGCCCGACUCGGAGGACGUGGCAUUCUCAGACUCCCCCGUGCGCGAGGUCACCCACACAACGUUCCGCUGCGGCCUGCGCGUGGCGCAGGGCUCGCCGCUGGACCGCGAGAUCAGCGACGCGGGCCUGUCGCACAAGGAUUUCUUCGAGGGCCUGCACCGGUACAACCACUACGUGGCCGAGGGCGUGCCAGCCUCCCUCGUGGCGCCCUUCGAGACCACCAGGCUGGCCAGCGUGGGGGCCCUCGUGGAGUCGGACAGCUUCUGGCGGCUGGCGCCCGACCUCGGGGCUUCUGGCAGGGCCGGCGUGGUGUCCGAAGUGCUCCUGGAGGCGACCGAGGACUACGAGCUCGCGGUGCGCAGGGCCACCGUCGACCACUUGCUCCUCGACGAGCGCGCCCGGCGGCGCGCCGGCGUGCACUUCGUUCCGCGUCGCGAGGCCCGGUGGGGAGACGGCGUGCUCCGAGGCGUCGAGGGCGCCGUGGGCCGGCCCGCCCCGGAGGCCUGGGGCCCGGCGGCGCGGGCCGCGCGCGCCGCGGUGGCGGCCUCCCUGGGCUGCUUCAGCCGGGCCUCGGUGGCGCUGCUGGACCUGUGGGAGCGGGAGCUCGCGGGCCUCCUGCUGGUGGACCUGCCCGAGCCCGCCGCCUCCGAGGCCGAGCUGCUGGGCCCGGGGGCCUUCUUCGCGGCGCAGGCCGCCCAGCUCCGCGCCGUCAGGGGCCGCCUCGAGGGCGAGUGGCGGGAGCGCACGGCCGAGCUGCUUCGGGCCCAGCAGGCCGCGCACGGCGUCGGGGCCGAGCUGCUGCGGAGGGCCGCCAGCGUCCUGAUGGCCAUCCAGGUGAGAGGCGCCGUCGAGCGGAGCAUCAGCGCCCUCGUGGGCUUCCUCGGCCGCUUCGGCCAGAAGGAGCCCAUGGCCCCAGACCGGGCAGCGCGCCUCGGCGGCCGGGACGACGCGGACACCUCGUUCCUCGUGGUGCGCCUCACGGUGGAGGAGGGCGCGGUGCGCUUCGCGGCCCCUCUGCGCGAGCUGGGCGGUGGCCUCCUCGACGUCUUCCGGCGCCUCGUGACUGGACUGUCGGGGCUCGUAGAGCCUGGCGCGGGAGGCGACGGCUCUGGCGGCCCAUUGGAGUGCCAGUGUGAGGCGCUACUCUCUGAUUCUCGUGCGCAGCUGGCGAUCAGCUUCAUCGGCGACGUGGUGAGCCUGAACACGACGAGCGCCGAGAAGACCUUGCGGCUGUACGAUGAGUUUGAGUUCCUGCUCGAGGAGGAGGCCAAGGUGCGCCGUCUCGUGCAGGGUGGCCCGCUGACCCAGCAGGAGUACGUGUCUCACAUCGAGCGGCUGCUCGAGGCGGAGGCGCGUCUCUCCCGGAGCCGGCCGGAGUUCGUGCGCCUGCAGCUGGUCUCCGUGGACUGCCGCUCGGUCAACGAGGCGCUCCGCCAGGGCGCCGCUGCGGCCGUGGGCGUCUUGCUGCAGGCGGUGGCGGACGUUCUGCUGAGCAUGGCCGAUGCCCUCAUCGGGGACUUCGAGGCGCUGGCCACGCGGUUGUCCCGCCGGUCCGAGGCCGAGCUGACCGCGCUGCCCUCGGUGUCCGAGCUGGUGAGCUUCGAGGCGGCCGCGGCCGAGUUCCGCGCGGGGGGGCGCGAGGCGCUCCUGGAGGCGUUCGGCCGCCUCUGCGACUGGCUGGCGUUCGCCCAGCGGUGCGAGGAGAGGUGCUGCGUGCCCGCCCUGUCUGGGGCGCACUUCCAGAGGGUCAGCGACGCGUCGGGCUGGGUGGGCUACAUCGACGAGGUGGCGGACGACGCCGAGGAGCGGCUGCAACGGGAGCGCGAGAUGCUUGAGCAGGGCUUCGAGGAACGGCGCGGGGCUCUGCUGGAGGAGAUCCAGCGGCUCCGGGAUGCGGGCGCCGUCCUGAGGAGCUGCAGCAACUUGCGCCAUGCCGAGGAAUACCUGGAGCGCGCCGAGUGCCUGCGGGCCGAGCUCGCCAGGGCGCGCGUGGAGGCGGGCGCCUUGUCGGAGCAGGAGCGGUCCUUCGGGUGGGAGCCGCGCGAGCUCGAGGAGUUGCGGCGGGGCGAGCAGGAGCUUGAGCCGCUCUGCUCGCUGUGGGCGCUGGCCUGCGACCUGGCCAGGGCGGAGAGGUCGAUGCUGCGCGCCGCACUGUUCUCUCUGGACCCCAUCCAGCUGAGGCGCGAGGUGCACGCGAUGCUGCAGGAGGCGCAGCGCUUGCGGGAGGUCUUCCUCGAGGACUCCACGGGCGCGAGCAGCGCCUGCGGCGCAAUGGCCUCCAGGGCGCCGACCAAUGUCGCUGGGCAGCUCGAGAAGCUGGCCACCAGGGUUCUGACGCGCCACGUCGGCCUGGCGCAAGCGCUGUGCAACGAGAGCCUGCAGGCCCGGCACUGGGAGCAGAUCUCGGGCGUGCUCGGCGUGCACAUCCACGCCGACGCCCACGUCACGCUGAAGGGGCUGCUGGCCUCGCAGGAGGCCGAGGCCGGGGGGCACGCCUUGCAGCUGCAGCUCAUCAGCGAGGCCGCCACGCGGGAGCACGAGAUCGAGCGCCUCCUGGACGCGAUGGAGACGGACUGGAAGUUCGUGGAGCUCGAGUUCCACCUCUUCCACUCCUCGAGGGCGCUGGUCCUCGCCGAGGCCUCCCUGGAGGAGGUGCGCGUGGUGAUCCAGGACCAGCUGCGCAAGACGGUCUCGGCGCGGCUCUCGCCGCAGUCGGCCGCCUGGGCCGCCAGGCUGGCCUCGUGGGAGGAGUGGCUCGUGCUCGCGGACGAGGUGGCGGAGGGCUGGGCGUCGGCGCAGGAGCUGUGGACCCGCGUGGAGCCAAUCUCGUCUUCAGCGGGCGGGACGUCUUCAAGCAGCUGCCGGUGGAGGGCAGCCUGUUCCGUAGCGCCGACAGACAGUGGCAGCGGCUCACGCGCGCGGCGAGCGUCAAGAAGUUCGCAAUGGCCGCCUUCAAGCAGGAGGGGCUCCCGGCCCAGCUCGCCGCCUGCAGCAGGAAGCUUGACGAGGCGCUGCGAAGCGUGGCCGACCUGUGGGAGACCAAGCGGCAGACCUUUCCGAGGCUCUACUUCCUCCACGACAGCGAGCUCCUGGGCAUCCUUGCGGACAUCAGGGACCCCGGCAGGGCGGCUCAACAGGUGCAGCGGGUUUUCCCUGGCAUCCACGACCUCGUGGCGCUGGACUCGGAGGGUGCCUCCGCAGUGGCUGGGAUGGUCUCUGCACUCGGCGAGCGCGUGCACUUCGAGCAGGUCAUCGAGCUGGACGCCUACGAGGGCGCCUUCGAGGAGUGGCUCUGCGGGCUCGAGGCCGCCAUGCGCUCCUCCAUGCGCUCCGCGUGCCUGGACAGCCUCUUCCAGCGGGGCUCCGACGACCAUGCGGCCUGGGCGCGGCUCUACCCGACGCAGGUCGUUCUGUGCGCCAGCCUGGUGCUGUGGACGCAGACGGUGGAGUGCGCCCUGCCCGAGCACGGCGGCCUCGCGCGGCUCGCACGCCACUUCGGCGGCCAGCUCGAGGGGCUGGUGCGCGCACUGCGCCGCCCCGCCGGCGGCCGCGAGACUUCCGGUGGCGCUGCCGCCGACGCCCCCAGCGAGGCGGACGCCGGGGACCAGGGCGCAGCUGGCACCGCCCAGGCGACGGCGUCGACGGCGAAGCUAG
Prorocentrum cordatum is the source of this 4086-nucleotide messenger RNA. The record is from the annotation of a GenBank genome assembly. NCBI's taxonomy places the organism in Eukaryota, Dinophyceae, Prorocentrales, Prorocentraceae.